This is a messenger RNA of Amblyraja radiata (thorny skate), 5108 nucleotides long. RefSeq names its product WNK lysine deficient protein kinase 4a (gene wnk4a). The record is from RefSeq and is a predicted model, not a curated record. The transcript has 19 exons. Gene Ontology annotation, molecular function: protein serine/threonine kinase activity; ATP binding. Gene Ontology annotation, biological process: protein phosphorylation. NCBI's taxonomy places the organism in Eukaryota, Metazoa, Chordata, Chondrichthyes, Rajiformes, Rajidae. The coding region runs from base 506 to 4885 and encodes 1459 amino acids.
CCCUAGAUCACGGGGCAGGUCUGGCGAGGAGGCGGCGUUGGCAAGACCAGUCCCCAAGACACCUCCCUAACGGCGACAGCCAAGAGGCGGCGGACGGGCUGAUUGAGACCAAUGUCUGGCGUGACUUGAGAAACUCCCGGCGAACAAGUUUGCAAAGGGUUUGAGAGAGGGAAAGGCUGACAGGAGUACGGAACAAGAAACUCAGUUUGAGUUCAGUUGGAAGUGGUGAAGAUCCCGGUGGACGUAGGGUCUCUUUGCGUUGGUGCAGGGUGCCCUAGAGUGUAAGGGGCCAGUGAGUGCAGGGUCCCAGUUUGUAUAAGGUCCCGGUUCCACUACACACGAUGUCAGCGGCGUGUUGCUCCUGAGCCAUCCCCUCUGCCUGCAGCCUGCAACAGUUGUUGUUGUUGUUGUUUGGGGGGAGGAGGGAGGGAGGAGUCUACUCCACAGCAGCUCCGCUCUCACCCCGCUCCGGGAGUGGGUUCAGUGGGAGUUGAGUCGCUGGUUCAUGUCCGGGACCAUGUCCCAGGCAGAAGUGGACCUGAGCGGCUUCGGGGCGCUCGACUCGCUGCUCAACAGGAUGGGUGGUCGGCGGCGGCGGCUGUCGGGCAGAGAGGGUCGCCGGCCCCCGCACCGAACCCACAGGAAGAGCUCGGUGGACAUCGAGCUGGGCGCCGACGGCUUGCUGCUUCGCCACCCGACCUGGGCUCACCUUUGCGAACCGCCCGCCCCCGCCGCCGAGCCGGCUGUGGACGUCUCGGGGGUGGACGGGCCAGUCCCCGACCCCAGCGCCGCGCCGCUGCCCAAAGCCCCGGCCAACAGCUCGGACACCGAGGAUGGCAGCCCCCGCGCCCCGCACAAGGACGUGGAGCCCGAGGAGAACGAGCUGGAGAUGAAAGCGAUCGACACUUCUCCCGACGGCAGGUUCCUCAAGUUCAACAUUGAGCUGGGCAGAGGCUCCUUCAAGACGGUCUACAAGGGUUUGGACACAGAGACCACGAUGGAGGUGGCAUGGUGUGAGUUGCAGACUCGGAAGUUAUCGAAGGCAGAGAGGCAGCGCUUCAGUGAGGAGGUGGAGAUGCUGAAGGGUCUACAGCAUCCCAACAUUGUGCGAUUCUACGACUCCUUCAAGUCUUCUGUGAAAGGCCACAAGUGUAUUGUGCUGGUGACUGAGCUCAUGACAUCAGGGACACUCAAAACGUACCUAAAACGUUUCAGAGCAAUGAAGAAUAAGGUUCUGCAGAGGUGGAGCAGACAGAUCUUGAAGGGUCUUCAAUUCUUGCACACCCGAUCUCCUCCCAUUAUCCAUCGGGACCUGAAAUGUGACAACAUCUUCAUCACUGGUCCCACUGGCUCGGUAAAGAUCGGAGACCUUGGUCUUGCAACUCUCAAAAGUGCCUCAUUUGCAAAGAGUGUGAUAGGUACUCCCGAAUUUAUGGCCCCAGAGAUGUAUGAGGAAAAGUAUGAUGAAGCUGUUGAUGUUUAUGCAUUUGGCAUGUGCCUAUUGGAGAUGGCCACCUCCGAAUACCCAUACUCAGAGUGCCAUAACGCAGCCCAGAUAUAUCGCAAAGUAACCAGUGGUGUUAAACCAGCCAGUUAUAACAAGGUAAAAGUCCCAGAACUCAAAGAGAUCAUUGAAGGAUGUAUCCGCCAAAAUAAAGAUGAGAGCAGGUACACCAUUCAGGACCUUCUCGAACAUUCAUUCUUCCAAGAGGACACUGGAGUCCACGUGGAGCUUGCAGAGGAGGAUGACGGAGCAAAAUCUGCCCUGAAGCUCUGGCUCCGCAUGGAUGAAUCCAAGAAACUCCAUGGCAAAUACAAAGACAACAAGGCCAUAGAGUUCCUCUUUGAAUUAUACAAGGAUGUUUCAGAAGAGGUGGCCCAGGAAAUGGUGACCUUGGGUUUUGUUUGUGAGGCUGACUACAAAUUAGUUGCAAAGGCCGUCAGAGACCGUGUGACUGAGGUCAAGAGGAAACGUGAACGCAACCAACGCGUGCAGGACGAUCUGAAGAAAAAAGAGCAGGAGAAAAAGCAAAAGAUUUGCGAGCUCUUGGAAGAACUGAAGCUGCCUCCAGACGCGACGGAAAGUGCAGCUGGAGUUACUCAGCCAACGCCGUCCCUUGUCGUCACACGUCCCACUGAGGUGUUGCUGAACUCUCCCUUUCCCCCAGAACCCGAGGAGCCAGAGGCUGAUCAGCAUCAGACGUUUCGAUACAGGAAUACAAACUACUCUUCAGCCACAUCUGAUUGUGAGACUGAUGGUUAUCUGAGUUCUUCUGGAUUCCGGGAUUCCAGUGACAAUCUGCACAUGGCCGGUCGGCUGGCUCCAAAAUCUGGAACUGGGCUCCAGUUUCCUGCAAACAUUGCUGUAACCAUUCCCUCGAAACAACAUUCAUCUCUUCCCAGUGGACUAAAUUCACCAGGUGACAGCAAUGCCUCGGAUGCUGCUUCUGGAAUGAGUGAUGGCUAUGAAGGCCUAUCGGCAGGAGAAGGUUCAGCAAAUCUGCCAGUCAAACGCAUCUCGAGUAAACUCGUCCGAAAGCGCGGCAGAUCCAGGCUACGGAUCCUGAAUGUUUCCGACAAAGGAGAUCGAGUUGUAGAAUGCCAACUGCAGACGCACAACAACAAGAUGGUGACCUUCAAGUUUGACCUGGAAGGUGACAGCCCAGAAGAUAUUGCUGCAGUUAUGGUCAAUCAGGAGUUCAUUCUACAGUCGGAGCAGGAUGGUUUCAUCAGCAAGCUGCAAGAAAUCAUACACAAGGCAGAGGCCGUGUUGAAGAAGGAUAUUCACAAUGCAGAUGCAGCAACCAAGCAGCCAAGUACUGCGAGCUCGUACGAUUUGCAAGGGGCAGAAAAGUCAAACCAGCCACCGCAACAUUCAUCAAUGUCUUCAGUUGGAAUAGGUGUGGGCAACUCGCAUAGCCAUGUGGUACAAUCUCCGACAAGGACGUUUCUGGUCAGCCAUGUUCCUGAAACUUCAUCAAAUGUGACCUACCAAGCCAGAGCAACAACCCAACCAACUCCAACCAGCCGCACAUCGUCCACAACAUCUAGCCCUGUGGCACCCUCCAGUCAGGACCCUGCAUCGUUCUCUGAAAACGUACCCAGUGAAAUGGACCCGUUUAUGCCUACAGCAUCUCUCCCUGCUGCUGCUUUUACUUCAAAUAUGUAUCUAAACCAAGCACUGAAUCAGCAGGGAAAUAGGCAACAUUCCGCCCAAAGAGAAUCUCCAAUAAUAGGAACAGGGAAUGUUGAUACACAAAAGCCACCAUUUCUGCAGCCACAGAGUACGGCCUGGCCACUGACUACCCAGCCCUUGUUUGUACUGGCCGACGUGCUGUCCUUGAUGUGCAUGAGUCAUCUGGCCCAUUCAAUCAUUCCCAGCAACUCCUCGCAGUCACCUCUGAGAUCACCCAGCUGGAACAACUCAUCCCCGGGCUCACCUUCGUUUUCACCUGUUAACCUGCCCGGCUCACCUCAUCUAUUAUCUCCAGGACCAUAUGUUGGACAACAACCAAGUAAUGGCAUCAGAUGUUUAGACAAGCAACUUGGAUCAUUUUCUGAAUGCAAUAGUUCUCAUGCAGUACUUGGAAACGUCAGCCAUUUGCCAGGAACGUCACCCUCUGCAUUCAAUCACUUGAUAUCAUCAAAUAGUAAUGCUGGCUUGAGUCCAUUGUAUCUAGAUAUCCCACGGCAGAAAGUAGUUCCUCCUCUGCGUGCCAUGCCAAUUCCAAUACCAACUUCUUACUGGAACUCCAUCGCACCAGAAACCUCUCCUAUGCACUCGUAUCCCAGUCCUACAUUUGAUCUUGCAGCUUCUCUUUCACCACAGCAGAACGGCAAUCUAGGAAAUUAUGGAAACUCUGAUUUCCAUGGAAGAAUAUCAACUUCGCAUUCUGUGCCUCAAACGUCUGUUACAGAUCAUGUGGGCAGCUCAACCACAGAGCUUGAGAGCAGACAGUUCUCACUAUUGGAUAUAAGUAAUAACAACAUACCACCAAUGACUGUAACUGAGGCCUUAACAUCACAGUCGGGAAAAUCAUCACUGCCUUCUAUAACUGAGGAAUUCAAAAAAUUUCAACAACCUAUACCAUUUCAGUCCCUUCCAAUGGGACACUUUGAGGGUUUGAAAAUUCAUGAUCUGGCUAGAAAGGAUUCUCAGCUAACAAAACAAGGGGACCCUCAUACAAAAGACCAGUUAGUUCCAGGCAACUACACCAUUUUGCACUCAACGAUUGCGCUCAAGGAUUCAUUGUUGGAGGUUGGAUCAAGUGUUGCAUCGGGAGGUUAUCAAGACGUCAGCAACAGCUGUGCCCCUUUGCCAAUUUCACUCAUACAGUUGGCGCAGCCUUCUUCAGAUAUUCCUGUUGCUGCUGCCAUCACUCACUCUCCAGAGCAUAACAGAACAGUCUCCAUAAACAGUUCAGGAGAUGAAAACCAAAACAGCGAUUGCAAGUUGUCAGAUGAGCACAGCUACUCCGUACUAUUGCCUGGACGGAUGCAGCAUCCACGGGCUUCAAUCUACGUCAGCAGCGAUGACUCUGAAACUGAUGACGAUGAGAUCUUUGAAGAGCUGCAAACUCUGAGAGAAAAGCACAUGGCAGAAGUUCAGAGAUUGCAGGCAAUGCAGAAAAAGGAGAUUGAGCAGCUGUAUGAAAAGAUGGGCAAAGUGCCUCCUGCGGGUAUAGUUUCACCAGCAGCAAUCCUGAACGGAAGACAAAGGCGUUUGUCCAAGGGCAAUUUUAACCAAUCCCGCCGUAACAGCCUGCAACGUCUCGAACCUUUACAACAAGCAGGCUUCAGCAGAAGGAGUUCCUUAACUGGCAGCUGCAGCUCACUAGAUCAACGCCAAACCCAGUCCACUGUUGGUGGGGGUUACUUUUCCUAAUGGCUUCUAAAUGGUUAUAAACAGUUGGCCUUCAGAAGCUAUGGCUUUACACGGUAAAUUUAAAGUGAAUGGAGCAGAAAUAUUUCCGUUUCUAACCAGGCGAAAGCAGAAUUCUUGCAAACCAAUUUCAACACGUUUUCACCCGGGAAGAUGUGGAGCCUUCAUCAUUUCCAGUCCUACCGCCCAGCCCGUAUGCUGAUAUGCCUGCUAUUAAAAUUGAGGU